Messenger RNA from Thecamonas trahens ATCC 50062, 2160 nucleotides. Its product is annotated as 5'-3' exoribonuclease 2. Bases 1 to 2160 code for a protein of 719 amino acids. Gene Ontology annotation, biological process: nuclear-transcribed mRNA catabolic process. Gene Ontology annotation, molecular function: zinc ion binding; RNA binding; 5'-3' RNA exonuclease activity. Gene Ontology annotation, cellular component: nucleus. The record is from RefSeq and is a predicted model, not a curated record. Lineage: Eukaryota; Apusomonadida; Apusomonadidae. The transcript has a single exon.
AUGGGUGUUCCUGGAUUGGCAAAGUGGCUGGAGAACAAGUGCAAGAAGGCCUUUGAGCCAUGUCGGGCAAAGACGGCAAAGGUUGCCGCUGGCCGGCUGUAUCUCGACAUGAACGGUGUCGUCCACAACGCGAGGACGCCAGAGGCUAUCAAGGCCUACAUCACCGGGCUCAUCGAUCGCAUUGCUCCGAGUCAGCUCGUCUACUUUGCUCUCGAUGGUGUCGCUCCGCGCGCCAAGAUGGUUCAGCAGCGCGGCCGCCGGUUUGUCAAGGCCGACGAUGCCGCCGAUGAGCCGGCCUGGCGCCGCAGCGACUUUGACUCGAACCUCAUUACUCCGGGCACACCGUUCAUGGAGGGUGUUGAGGCCAUGAGCCAUAGACUCGCUGCCGAGCUCGCUGCCAUCGCAAAGUAUGCUCAUCUCACUUUUAUCGUCUCGGACUCGUCAGUUCCGGGCGAGGGCGAGCACAAGAUCAUGGAGUUUAUCCGCGGCCAGCGCGCAGCGCCGGGCUACGAUCCCAACCUCGUCCAUGUCAUCUACGGCUCGGAUGCAGACAUGUUUUUCCUCUCGCUCCUCACCGGCGAGCGCCAUGUCUACGUCCUCCGUGAGAAGCCGCAGCGCCGGUCGGCGAGGUCGGCAGCCAUCGCUCCAACUCUUCCGCCAAUGACACUGGUCAACAUCGCUACGCUGCGGGCCACUCUGGCAGCAGUGCUUGGCCAGGACGCCGCCGAUCGCCUCCCCUUUGCCUUUGACUCCUCGGCCGCUAUCACCGACUUUGUGCUUGUGCUCAUGCUGGUCGGCAACGACUUUCUGCCUAGGGCGCCGACGCUCGACGCGUACUUUGGCGGGCUCAACACGCUUGUCACCGCGUACCUUGCCUCGCUACCGCUCAUGGGCGGAUUCAUCUCGUCACCGGCAGGCACGGACUUGCCCGGCUCUAUCUGUCCGUCGCGGCUGGGCAUCUUCCUCACCGCGCUGGCCUCGGCCGAGGCAGCGUACCUGGCCGAUCAGUUUGACGCCUCGCACUCGUGGGCUGCCGAGUACUACCGGGUCCGGUACCGGAUCGACAGCGAUGCCGAGCAGGCAGCGCUGGCGACGCGCAUGGCCCGAGAGUACCUGUGCGGUCUCGCAUGGACACUCGCCUACUACGUUCGCGGCGUGCCGUCGUGGAACUGGCACUACCCAUUCCCGCACGCGCCGCUGGUGGCAGACAUGGCGGCGGCCACCCGCGAUGCGUCGAUCGCAGACGCACUCGCCCUGGAUCCCGCUCAACUUGGUGCGCCGCUGCCUGCGCUACUCCAGCUGAUGUGUGUCCUUCCGCCAUCGUCCGCAGACGCGGCACUUCCGCCGCAGCUGGCAGACCUAAUGACUGCGCGUGACUCGCCGAUCUCGCACAUGUACCCGGUGCGCUUUGACCGCGACGCCGACGCGCGGUCGCGCGACUGGCAGGCCAUCCCGCUUCUGCCGGCAGUGGACGUGCAGGCGGUGGCAGACGCAGCGGCUGACGCGCUGGCGCGCUCGCCGCUCUCGCCAACUGCCGCCAAGCGCAACACCCGCGGCGAGGCGCGGCUGUACGCAUCACUUGCCAGCGGCGGCGUGCGGUUCGACGGCGAGACGCGCGCGAUUUUGCUGCCAGGCGGCGGCGACAUCAGCGGCCUGUUGCAGAACGCGCCGGUGGCACACUGCAUGGUUGCCACAACGGCCGUUGACGAGUACGCCUUUGUGCCGCCGUCGCUAGCCCCGUCUCAAGUGGUCGUCGGCACGCUGCCCGGCGCCGACCCGUGGCCGGUAGUUGCGCUGCACGAGCGCGAGCUUGCGGCCAAGCGUGGCGAGCUCACAUGCGGCAGUCUGCCGGUUCGCUGCUUUGGCUGCGGUGGCAAGGGUCACCGCGCCAAGCAGUGCGUCCCGAUUGUGAGGCCGGCACUGCUGUGCAGCAAUUGCGACAAGGCCGACGUAGUCGGCCACGCGUGCACGCCGCGUCGGACGGCCUCGCCUGACUCACUUGUUCCUCUGCAUGACCCUCACGCGCCGAUCAUCGUCCUCCGCCCCUCGCUGCUAGCCUCGCCGUGGGUGUCGGGUGCGCUUGUGGCGGUCGGCGCGGCGGCCAUAGCCGGUGCGGUUGUCUCCCUGGUCAUGUGGCGCGGCCGGGCACUGCGGUCCUGA